GCCCGCAGCGGAAUUAGAUUUUGGAAAAGCAUGUUCUGGGCUGCUUCUGCUUUUUGGUUCAGAUUUUGGCAGCGGACUUCUGGAAACGGAUUCUGCUUGGUUCGGCCUUUGGAAUGAGAUAACUCUUGAUUUCCCUUCUCGCCUGUCUUCGUCUAUCUCCCUCUGCUCUCCUCACCUACCCCGAUUUCCCUUCCCCUGUGGAUCCUCUCUUGGGUUCAUCGGCCGUCACACCAAGCAAGGAUGACUACUUCAAGGCGUCUUGCUGACAGGAAGAGUGCGAAGUUUCAGAAGAACGUCACAAAGAGGGGCUCAGUGCCUGAAACUACUGUGAAGAAGGGGAAUGACUAUCCUGUUGGACCUAUCGUGCUUGGAUUCUUCAUCUUUGUGGUCAUAGGAUCAUCCUUGUUUCAGAUUAUCAGGACGGCUACUAGUGGUGGGAUGGCUUAAUAUCAAGCUAAAAACAAGACGAUCAUUAUUAGAGAUUAUUAUCCAUGUGUCUGGGAGGCAAUAUCAUAUCUGUACCCUGUAGCAAACUUCAAUCCUGCUGAUGAUAUGUAGAGAUUUAAAUCUUGUGCAGUCUGUGUUUACCUCCUGUUACUAAGAACCUAGUCUAAACUUAGAAACUAGAUGGUGCAAGUUGAAACUUUAAAAUUAUAUAAAACUUCAAAAAUCCAAGGUAAUAAUUUGUUUCUCUUUC
Molecule: messenger RNA, 697 nt
Organism: Triticum aestivum (bread wheat)
Lineage: Eukaryota; Viridiplantae; Streptophyta; Magnoliopsida; Poales; Poaceae
Product: probable stress-associated endoplasmic reticulum protein
Exons: 3
Coding region: 241-447 (68 amino acids)
Biological process (GO): endoplasmic reticulum unfolded protein response
Cellular component (GO): endoplasmic reticulum
Source: RefSeq, a predicted model, not a curated record